Gopherus evgoodei (Goodes thornscrub tortoise) is the source of this 4332-nucleotide messenger RNA. It is a transcript of the gene DPP10, whose product is annotated as dipeptidyl peptidase like 10. Bases 500 to 2908 code for a protein of 802 amino acids. The record is from RefSeq and is a predicted model, not a curated record. Lineage: Eukaryota; Metazoa; Chordata; Testudines; Testudinidae. Gene Ontology annotation, molecular function: dipeptidyl-peptidase activity; serine-type peptidase activity. Gene Ontology annotation, biological process: proteolysis. The transcript is spliced from 26 exons.
CUGCGAGGCCAGAGGGAGCCCCCGCUCCGUCUCCUCCGCACCUGCCUCGCCAAGCCGGGCUCUUCGGAGAGCCGCCGCCGCUGCUGCUGCGGGAGGGGGCGCGCACACUGCAGUAAUGCGAGACCGUCCCCGCCUGGCGGGGAGCGGGAAGCCGGCCGAGUCCCAGCCCAGCCAGGUGUUCCGCUUCUGUCUGCGGCUGCCGGCCCAGAGCGCUCAGUGACCCGCCAGCUCCAGGCUGCGCUGCCCCUGGGCGCGCUUCUAGCGCUUGGCUCCGGCUGGAGGGGGGGUUGCGGUAGCUGGAGAGGAAGAGGGGGAGAGAGAAGCUGCAGCUCCUUGGUGCUCCUCUUCCCCCCCCCCAUUUGCUGCUGCCGCCGCUGCCUCUUUGCCGAUUCCAGGCGAGCAGGGAAGCGGGUGUCAUGCAAUUGGUGCCCAGUGAAAGGUCUCCGAGGCUGAAGUACCAGUGAGAGGAAGUGCCGCGGAAUCAAGCCGGCUCUGUGCAAUGACAGCCAUGAAGGAGCAGCAGGCAGCGCCGAACCCGGGCAGCCGGGGGAGCCAGGCUCAGCAGCAAGACCAGGAGCUUGGAAGUAACAGCCCUCCGCAGAGGAAUUGGAAGGGAAUUGCAAUUGCGCUGCUGGUGAUUCUAGUUGUAUGUUCACUCAUCACUAUGUCUGUCAUUCUUUUAACCCCAGAUGAGCUUACAAAUUCAUCAGAAACCAGAUUGUCUUUAGAAGAUCUCUUCAAAAAAGAGUUCAUAGUUCAUAAUCCAGAAGCCAAAUGGAUUAAUGAUACAGAAGUGGUGUAUAAAAAUAGGAAUGGACAUGUUGUUAAACUGAAUGUAGAAACAAAUGCAACCACGUUAUUAUUGGAAAAUACAACUUUUGUAACUUUCAAAGCAUCAAGAUAUUCAGUUUCACCAGAUUUAAGAUUUGUUCUUCUUGCAUAUGAUGUCAAACAGGUUUUUCAUUAUUCUUAUACGGCUUCAUAUGUGAUUUAUAACAUACAUACAAGGGAAGUUUGGGAGUUAAACCCUCCAGAAGUAGAGGAUUCAAUUUUACAGUAUGCGGCAUGGGGUGUACAAGGAGAGCAACUGAUUUAUAUUUUUGAAAAUAACAUCUACUAUCAACCUGAUGUAAAGAGUAGCUCAUUGCGACUGACAUCCUCAGGAAAAGAAGGAAUCAUUUUUAAUGGAAUCGCAGACUGGCUCUAUGAAGAGGAGCUUCUUCACUCUCAUGUUGCCCACUGGUGGUCCCCGGAUGGAGAAAGGUUGGCAUUCUUGAUGAUAAAUGACACUUUGGUACCAAACAUGGUUAUUCCUCGGUUUACUGGAGGUCUGUAUCCCAAAGGAAAGCACUAUCCAUAUCCUAAGGCAGGUCAAACAAACCCAACGAUAAAGCUGUUUGUAGUCAAUCUAUAUGGACCAACACAUACACUGGAACUCAUGCCACCUGACAGCUUUAAAUCAAGAGAAUACUACAUCACUAUGGUACAGUGGGUAAGCAAUACCAAGACUGUGGUGAGAUGGUUAAACAGACCACAGAACAUUUCCAUUCUUACGGUUUGUGAGACCACGACUGGGGCUUGUAGCAAGAAAUAUGAGAUUACAUCAGAAGUGUGGCUUUCUAAACAGAAUGAGGAGCCAGUUUUCUCCAAAGAUGGAAGUAAGUUCUUUAUGAUAGUCCCAGUGAAACAAGGUGGCCGGGGUGAAUUCCACCACAUAGCCAUGCUUAUUGUCCAGGCUAAAACUGAACAAAUCAGUGUGAGACACCUGACAUCAGGAAACUGGGAAGUUAUCAAAAUCCUGGCGUAUGAUGAAAAUACUCAAAAGAUUUACUUUUUAAGCACUGAAGAUUCCCCAAGAGGAAGACAGCUACAUAGUGUAUCAACUGUUGGAUUACUGAACCGCCAGUGUCUUUCAUGCAACUUCAUGAAAGAUCGGUGCACAUACUUCAAUGCAAAGUUUAGUCCUAUGAACAAGCAUUUUUUACUGCAUUGUAAAGGACCAGGCGUUCCAAUUGUUAGCGUGCACACUACAAGUAACCCUGGAAAAUUUUACAUUUUGGAAGAUAAUGCUGUGUUGAAAGAAACUAUUUUAAAGAAAAAGAUUUUCCGGACAGAAAUUAAAAUGCUUCACAUUGAGGAUUAUGAACUUCCUUUACAGUUGUCAUUUCCAAAGGAUUUCACAGAUCGAAACCAGUAUGCUGUUCUGUUAAUAAUUGAUGAAGCUCCAGGCAGCCAGCUGGUUACAGAUAAGUUUCACAUUGACUGGGAUUCGGUGCUUGUCAACUCUGAUAAUGUCAUCGUAGCUCGAUUUGAUGGCAGAGGGAGUGGAUUUCAAGGCCUUAAAAUUCUACAGGAAGUCCAUCGUUGCUUAGGUUCAGUGGAAGUGAAGGACCAAAUAGCAGCUGUAGAAUCAUUACUGAAACAACCAUUCAUAGAUCCUAACCGACUGAGCGUAUUUGGAAAGGGAUAUGGCGGAUACAUUGCAUCAAUGAUCCUGAAAUCCAAUGAAAGACUUUUUAAAUGUGGAGCCGUUAUUGCACCAAUCACAGACAUGAAGUUGUAUGCUUCAGCUUUUUCAGAAAGAUACCUUGGCAUUCCAUCUAAAGAGGAAAAUACGUAUCAGGCAUCCAGUGUACUGCACAAUAUUCAUGGUUUAAAAGAAGAGAAUUUGCUAAUAGUUCAUGGGACAGCUGAUACUAAAGUCCAUUUCCAACACUCAGCAGAACUAAUUAAACAUCUAAUAAAAGCUGGAGUUAAUUACACUAUGCAGAUCUACCCAGAUGAAGGUCAUAACAUUGCAUCUGAGAAAAGCAAAUAUCACCUUUACAGCACAAUCCUUGGGUUUUUUAGUGCUUGUUUAAAGGAGGAAGCCCCAAUUUUACCACAGGAACCUGAAGAGGAUGAAUAAGGAAGCCUGUUUGUACAGUACUGAAGGGAGACUUACUUUGAGGCUCAAUAAAACCUUAAAUAAAAGAGACUGUAAGAGUGCAGAUUCUGCAGAAGCUCAAGGGCAGCUAAAGGAUGUAACAGUGGAACAGCACAUUUAGAGACACUGAGCUAAUAAACUGGAAUUCGAAUUCAAAGUCCAAACAUGUUACUGAGGGACAGAACUUAUACCUGUGUGGAAGGACAACGGGUGGUUACAGUUUCGUGGACAAACUUAGUUUUGCAUAAGUGUAGAGUUAGUGCAUGUUUAUUAUGUUAAGCCUCACUGUUUGUUCUGUAAGUAGUUGCUCUGUUUUUAAUUUAAAAGCACAUCUUUAUCCAUUUUUGGAUUAUGCUCUACCAAUCAUAAAUAUUAAGGCCACUUAUAUUUUAAAAGAUGAGUUGCAAUCUAAUACUUUACUGUAACAUUACAAUAAGUGCAAUUCCUUUCCUGUCUAUUAAGCAUAAGAAAGCAUUGAGUUAAUAAAGGAUGUGAGAUUUUCUAUAGUUUCUGUUUAAAGGGAAAAUAUUGUCCAGUGGGUUAUAUAACAUAAGUAUGGAAACUGAUUUUAUUUUAUUUUGUUUGUUUCUUUUCAUUUCGGACAUUUAUUAUCAUUAUUGUACCUAUUAGUAACCAGUAUGGGCAUUUUUGAGAGUGCACUCUUGGUCUUUAUGUAUAUAGACAAGACUUCCUAAGCAGAAAAUCUUUGUAUGCUUGAAUAAUUUUUCAAGCCAUAAUUAACAGCUGUGUUUUAACAAUGUCUGCAAUUGAACUACUUCCCCAAUCCAAAAUGUAUCAUUUCCAUAAGAAAUGUUUGGGUUGUGUUUUGGUAUUGUUUAUAGUAGUUAAUAGUUUGCUGGUUAUACUCUAAUUUUAGAAUAUGCUACUUUGUCAGAUGUAAAUUAGAUACAUAAAUAUUAAAUUAUAGUUUCAGAUAAAGAAAUUUUAUUAAAAAUGUAAUGCCAUUGAGUAGUAUUUUACCCUAACAAAGAAAUCUUUGCUCAGAUUCCAUUCUAAUUUCUGUGGAGGUAGCAGGUAACUGGAACAGUCUGUCAGUUUUUAUUUGGUAUUCCACAACUGCUUAUUAAGAAGGAUUUACAUUCACAGUGUAAUGAAGAAAUGAAAUAUUUUUCAUCCAUGGCCACGGAAGCUCCUGACAAAUGAAGUUUUUUUAUUUUAUUCAAAUGGAGAUACAAGAAUGCAUCCAUUUAUUUGCCAAGGUGAAUUACAGCACUAGAAAUUGAUGCUAUGAAAUAAACAAACCAGUCAACAUAGGUCAUCAGAAUAUUAAUAUCAAUCAUUGAAAUCAAAUAUGAUGUUCAUUUAAUAUUAGGUAUGUUCCAGAAGGUAUCUGAAGGCUCUUGACAAAUGCUGUGCAACUCACAUAAAUACAUAUGUAAUUUUUU